AUUAUGCAAAAUAAACCAUUCUGGCCAAGUUAAGAGAACAUGGCCGACUUUGAUCAUCAAAACGAUUUCAGUGGAGGAAAUUUCGGCGGGGGUGGUUACAGAGAUUACAACAGAGGAGGAUAUCGUGGGGGUGGUGGUGGUGGUGGUCGCGGUGGUGGACGGGGUGGGGGCAGAAAGCCUCUCCCCACUGAACCACCGUACACCAGCUAUGUGGGGAACCUUCCCCAUGGGAUCGUGCAGGGAGACUUAGAACUUAUCUUUAAAGAUUUGAGGGUGAGAAGUGUGAGGCUCGUUCGAGACCGAGAGACUGACCAGUUCAAAGGAUUUGCCUACGUGGAGUUUGAUGAUAUUGAAUCUCUGAAAGAGGCCUUAACGUAUGAUGGUGCUUUGUUUGAGGACAAGAACAUUCGAGUUGACAUAGCGGAAGGAAAGAAAGGUGGUGGAGACAGAGGCCGAGGUGGCCGUGGAGGUGGAAGAGGUGGCGGCUGGGAGGAUAGAGGAGGGUUCCGAGGAGGGAGGGGCGGUCGAGGACGCGGUGGCUUUGACAACUAUGGAGGCGGUCGAGGGGGCUUCAAUGACCGAGGGGGCUACAAUGAUAAUCGUGGUGGGGGCAGCAGAGGUGGCUUCGAUGACAGAGGAGAUGAUUACAAUAACUUUGGCGGGCGUGGGGGUCGAGGUGGAGGUCGUGGGGGUUACAACAGAUUUGACGGGGAUUCUAACGACGGUGGAAACUUUAGCCGUAGAAGACAAAAUAGUGGAGGUUCUGCUGGGGGACCGCCUAUGGAAUUGAGGGAACCUUCACCAGAAUCAGCGGCGGCUCGACCCAGGUUAAAGUUAUUGCCCAGGUCAACAAGAGAGCCAACCAACGAAGCGGUGAAUACUCAGCGAAACGCCAGUAUUUUUGGAUCGGGGAAACCCCGGAAUAAAUCACCGGAGGAAUCAGAGGCUCGUAGCAGAACCACUAGCGAAAAUAGCCACAAUAGUGGACAGUGAGGAAAUGUCCGUUCACCUUUUAUAUGUUCUAGUUCACUUUGAUUGGUUGGAGGGAAAAUGAUACAUGUAGAAUGCAUUUAUACGAGUGCCCAGCUAUACAUUAAGACAACACAAAACCAUGACACCGGCCAAGGUCCAGAGGUUAAGGUUGAUGAACCUUGAAGGUCAAUUGCCAAGGUCCUGCUGCCAGUGCUGUUGCUUUAAAGAGAGGACUUAUGCUUUACAUUUCUUUGUUACAUAGGUUAAGAGUAAAACUAAAUUAUUUGGUGAAAUGUUGGAUUUUGGAUAGUGUAGAUUUGCCCUGAACUUUUGGAUAAGAAAUAUCAUGCAGCCAAACAAAAUUUAGGUAGCUGGUUUCAUUAAGAAAAUGGCAGAUAUCAUUCGCAUUUAGUUUUUAAAUGAAAUUUGUAUAUAGAAGAGUUUGUAUUAGAUAAAAGGAUAAUUUGUACUUUAAUAUUACUGAAAUGGAAUAUUUGUAUAAGAGAUUUUUACUUCACCAAUCUCUUUACAGCUUAGAAAUCUUUUUUCUUUUUAGUUAAAGCCAGUUAGGUGGUUGACAAAAAAUUCAUUUACAUAAGUUUUUAGAUUAUUUUUAAAUGUAAUUUUGUUUGGUUCAGAUAUGCAAUGUAUUUUUAAAUGAUAUUGGAAGUGUGAACACAUGUGAUUUGAUGGCGAAACUUGAUGUACUUUAUAAAUAAGGUUACAAAAUAGGACAUAACAUUGAUCAUACUAGUAUUUAUUUUAUUUUUCAUUAUUUCUGUGCUGUUUGAGAAAAAAUGCUAGUAUCUAUCAUAAAAGAAAAUUUAUCUUUAUAAAUCUGCAGGGUGCAUAUUGUAGAAAUUUGUUUUUAUGUAUCAUGUUUGCUACGGCUGUAGUAUUGAAAAUUUUCAUAUUUCUUUAUCAACCAUAAUUUUGUUUUGUUUUCUUGUAAAUAGCAUUUCAGUUAAUAACUGUAGACUACUGUAAUUUUGGAAGGAUAUUAAUUUCGCUUUUUCUUGAAAUUUCAUCAUGAUUUUCAAACUUUGCUAAAUUUUAUGCAAAAAAACCUUCAGUGUUUAAUACACAUUACAUUUCAAUAACAUUAAAAAAGUCUAAGACAAAAUCUCAUAGCAAGCAUCUCACCUGGCCUGAAAGAGCUUUGAAACCGUUGAACCCCAUUUGUGCUAUGGAUUGGAGCAUGCAAAUGUUCCCCAUGAACGAGGAAUUCACAGUUAGCGUGAGUCAUCGAAAAUUUAACCUCACAAUUUUAAAAUAGUCUACAGUACUGCCCAUAGCUUAUUUUUACAACUUACUAUAUGGCAUUUUGUAUAUGGUGCAUUUCUGGCAUCUUGUAAUGAACCCUUCAUUUUAUCAGGAAAGUUUGUUUUUCUUUUUAUUAAUUCAUAAAUCAAAUGGUAUACAAUUAGAUUUUUUUAAUCAACAAUCAAAAUUUGAGUGCACAAAUUAUUCUGAGUUUCCACGUAGUCACAAAGAUUUGACUUAAGUAAUGUUUUAAGUUAAAUCCUUUUUGCUUCCCCUUUUUAUCUUUUUUGAACAAAUAUCAAGAAUUAGACGAUUUGAUUGAAAGUUGAAAAUUUGAAGAUGAUUUUUAGCUUAAGAUCAAAUUGUUACAUAUUUGUAAAGAAGUAUAUGUUGUCACCUUUUUCAUGAAAUAAAAUAUGUUAAACCAAAAUUGACAUUUUGGCAGUUUUAUGUUGUUUUUAUUGAGUAUAUUUAGCGAGAUAUAAUUCUUUCAAGAUGAAAAAAAUAAUAAAAAGAAACAUAACAUGAAAAAUGAGCAAAUUGAAAAACAACAAAAAAAACCUGAACCGAAGAAGAAAGUUUAAAUGUUUUUUUAAAGCUAGUAAAGAACCAAUUUAUGAAAAUGUUAGAUUAUUAAAGUAAUUCGAAAUAGUUCUUCACACGUCAUUGUUUUACAUUUACCACAGAAUGUUUCCAUGUUCUGCCUUAUAUUAAGUAUUUCUAGUCAGUGCGUGUCUCUAAACAGUAACAUUUUACUCGAGAUUUUACUUAAAAUCAUAUAUUCUACUGCAGUUGGCUUGUGUUCUUAUGUGAAACAAAUGUUUUCGAGUGGAAUUUCAAUUCUGUAUUUGACUAAACCUUUAUUUAAUUCCAUAUUAAACCAACAUUAAACAUUCUUAUAAGUCAUGCAUGUAAUACAUGUUUCGUUUUCUUUAUAAACAUUAACAGACAGCAACUUUAUUUUGAACAUAUUUUCACAAAGUAUGUGUUGCAUGUAUACAUGUAUAUUGUGUUCUGAAAACUCAUUUUGAACAUAUCAGUUUACUACUAUACAUGUUAUAUCUCUCAUAUCAAAAAAUGGUCAAAUUAAUGAAUACGAUACAAUUACUGGUUAACUAUACAUACAUGUACACUUGAUGAAAGGUGGGAACGUUGACAGCAUGUUUAAGAACAAUUCAAUCGUUAUUCACACAAAAAUGGUUAUAGAUAUUAUUCGAGUCAGUAUGUACAUUCUUAAAAAAAUUUUACAUGAAAUAUGAACCAUCGUAGGAAUAGUAUUUUUUUAUACGGUAGAAAACAGUAUUUUCUGUUUCAUCUCACUAAAUAUACAUUCUAUAUACUGUAUACAUUCACCAUAUUGCUGUAACAAAACAUACGAUAUGCUGGCAUUAAAACAUAAAAUCCAGAUUUUAUUUGAUUUAAAUAAUCAUUUUCUGAUUUAGUAGCAUUGUAACGUCUUAUCGCUCAUGCAAAUGUACAUAUUUGUCUGAAAAGAUGAUAUUUGAUGUUUCUUGUGAAUCAGUUGUACAUAUUGGUCAUUGAAGAUGGAAGGUAUGCAACGUCUUCAGAAGGGGUCAUGGUUUCUCAAUCUUCAUGGGUGUAUGCAAAACUAUAUUUCAUUAGCAUUACGGUAAUGAAAGAAAUUCAGAUAUAUCUUGAACAUUGACCCUUCAAUCAUGACCAAUAUGUAUUGUACAUCUAUAAUAACUAUGAGUACUAACUUUUCUGUGUAUGUGUACAGUCACAUCUCGCCACCUUUCAUUGAAAUUGUGUAUAUUUUAGAAAAGUUUUGCACGUUUGUAAAAUACUUAAAAAAGUAGUAAGAAUUUUGAGCAAAGCAUUUAUUGAGUGUUAUAUUUAAAAAACAUGCGUUUGUCAAUAGAAAAAGUUUAUGACCUGGUAUUCAUGUAAUGAAUUACAUUUUUGUUGAAAAAUGGAUGGAAAAUCUAUCAUUUUGGCAUUUAGGAGACAAAAUAUUCAUGUUCAUUCUUACAUUUAUAACCCCAUUGUUGGUAACAUUUCCCGAGAAUGCCUCAUUGUAGGCAAAUUUUCCCCAGAAUGCCUCAUUGUAGGCAAAUUUACCUCUGAAUGCCUCAUCGUUGGCAUUUUGGGAAAAAAGCCUUAUUGUUAGCAUUUUUUCCCAGAAUGCCUAAUUGUUGGCAAAAUUUUGCCAGAAGGCCUCUGCAGCAUUAUUUCCCAGAAUGCCUAAUUGUUGGCUAAACUUUCCCAGAAUGCCUCAUUGUUGGCAAAACUUUCCCAGAAUGCCUCAUUGUUGGCAAUAUAUUGCCAGAAUGCCUCAUUGUUGGCAAAAUUUUCCCAGAAUGCCUCAUUGUUGGCAAUAUAUUCCCAGAAUGCCUCAUUGUUGGCAAUAUUUUCCCAAAAUGCCUUACAUAUAAAUGGAUAUUAUUUCAUAACUGAUUGUUUAAUGCAUAUAAGCUCCGACUUCUCUCCUAAUUUAAGUAUGGGUUGUGCAUAGCUAUAGUGUGAGGAUUUGAGCCUAUUUUCAUUAGUUUUAUCAUGUUUUUUAAUGUUUUUGAAUCCCUUAUAGGGAUCCAUAAUGAUUGUAUGUUAUAUCUUUGUCGAAUUUGUGGCAUAUAUGAGGUAUUAAACUAAGAAAAUUUCUUUAUAAGGUUUUGAAGUUGUUUCUAGUUUUGUUUUAAACCAAAAUUUACUUUUAAGAUACUAUUUAGUAGUACUUAUGAGAUGUUUAAUAUUUAAUUAAUAGUACUAAUGAAAUGUUUAAAUCGUAACAUUUGAAACAUGUAUUUGAAGUAGAUUGAUUCAAGUGGAUAUGUUAAGUUAAAGUCAUUGUAUGAUCAUACCUAAGUGUUCUUGUUAAUAGGAAAUGUACGAGUAUUUCAUUUAUGUCAUAACUUUUACAAGGCCAUUUCUGUAAAUAUUUUCAUAUCCUAUUAGUGAUUAGGCCACCAUUAAUAAAUUGUUUGCUUGGCAUUACCUGACCCACAUUUAAGGUAUGGGGAGGUAGGUAUCUUUUUUUGUUACCCUCUUUCCAUUUAAUUUCGAAAUGAAAAAUCAAACAGGAAACAAAAGGAAAGUGCUAAAAAGUGCUAAAAAAUUUAGUCGCAGGUAUUUUUGCAAGUCAGUCGGGUAACGCCAAACAAAUUAUCUAUUUAGCAUGGCCUUAGCGAGCAGCAAUAAUGUAUUUACCUAGAAUAAUACAUUAGAACACGAGUCUAAUUCUGUAGUUUUAUUCUGACCAUAUCUUGCGAAAAAGUCUGGGGGUUUUUCUUUUCAAGGCCAUUUAAGGGCAUUACUUGGUAAAUAGAUUGUUGCAAAGUUUCCCAUGUUAUACCUCUGAUGAAAUGUAAUGCUUAGGCAAUAUGUGAAAAUGGCACGGACAUUUGACGGAUGCCUUGUAUAAAAGAUAUUGAAAUGAA
Molecule: messenger RNA, 5633 nt
Organism: Mya arenaria
Lineage: Eukaryota; Metazoa; Mollusca; Bivalvia; Myida; Myidae
Product: eukaryotic translation initiation factor 4H-like
Exons: 7
Coding region: 40-993 (317 amino acids)
Molecular function (GO): RNA binding
Source: RefSeq, a predicted model, not a curated record